Molecule: messenger RNA, 2028 nt
Organism: Adineta steineri
Lineage: Eukaryota; Metazoa; Rotifera; Eurotatoria; Adinetida; Adinetidae
Source: the annotation of a GenBank genome assembly
AUGUGGUUCUUCAUAAUAAUUCUAAUAACAUCCGGUAGUUCAUUUAUUGAUGCAGCCGAUGAGAAUACAUGUACAGCUAUGUCAACACAGAAGAAUACAACAAUGAUUUUGGCUAAUCUUCGUCAAGAAAUGCAAAGAGAGGGUAUAAGUAUAUAUGUAAUUUUUGCUGGUGAUGAACAUGGAAGUGAAUAUACACAACCGUAUGAUAAACGACGUGAUUGGCUUUCAGGUUUUGGUGGUUCAUCAGGAACAGCAGUUGUUUCUUGGCGAACGGCAGCAUUAUGGACAGAUAGUCGAUAUUAUACUCAAGCUGAAGAACAACUGGAUUGUGCUAAUUGGCUUUUGAUGAGAGAUGGAAGUCCAGGCGUACCAAGUCUUGUAAACUGGCUAGUUUCAGAAGCAAAUCAGACAGCAUCACCGCCAGGUGCUUCAGCUGUAUUUGCUACUACAGCAUGGUGGUCAUCAGCUAAUACUGCAUUGAAUGUAGUAGGAAAACAACUUCGUUCUGUUGAUGAUCUAGUUGGACGUAUUUGGCCGACAAAUGAACGACCAGCAGAAUCAAAAAAACCAAUUGUUGCUCAUGAUAUUCAAUAUGCAGGAGAAACUGUCAAUGAAAAGAUGAUUAAAGUAACAAAUGAAAUUAAACGACUUGGUGCAACAACAGCUAUCAUUAGUGCUCUUGAUGAGGUUGCAUGGACGUUCAAUUUACGUGGUGCUGAUAUUCCAUACAAUCCUUUUUUUAAGUCAUAUGCUAUAAUACAUGCUAAUUAUGAAACAUCUCAACCUGAACUAUUUGUUAAUUCUCCACAACUUGAUUCAAGUUUACAUCCUUCUAAUGUUCGUGUACUUGAUUAUUCGAUGUUUUGGUCACGUUUAAAUCAAACUGCUACUGAUCCAAAUAAUAGUAAAAUUUGGGCAAGUGCUAAAGUAUCACAAGCUAUAUUAAAUUUAAUACCAAAUGAUAAACUUUUAUUACCAUUGACAAAUUCACCUGUACAACGUGUAAAAGCAAGAAAAAAUUCAGUAGAACGAAGAGGAAUGCAAGAAUGUCAAAUACGUGAUGCUGUUGCACGUAUGAAACAUCUUGGAUGGCUUGAAAAACAAGUCAGUGAUGGACGAUCUAUCAAUGAAACUCAAUCUUCCGAGCAAUUACUUAUUUAUCAAGGACAACAAGCCACAUUUCAAUUUCCUAGUUUUAGAACUAUUUCAGCAUCAGGUGAUCGAGCAGCUGUCGUUCAUUAUUCAGCAGAACCAGCAACUGCCCGAUCUAUAACGAAAGAUAAAGUCUAUUUACUUGAUGCCGGUAGUCAAUAUCUUGAUUGUACAACAGAUAUAACACGAACACAUCAUUUUGGUACUCCAAAAGAUUUAGAAAAACGUGCUUAUACACGUGUACUUCAAGGUGUUCUUGAUCUUGCCGAAGCUGUAUUUCCUACAGGAACAUAUGGUCGAUCACUAGAUCAUCUUGCGCGUAUGUCUUUGUACAGAGAUGGCAUGACCUAUGGACAUGGAACAGGUCAUGGUAUUGGUCAUUUUUUGGGUGUACAUGAAGGACCACAGAAUGUAGCAUUUGGCUAUAGUGCUUCUGAAGAAGCAUUAGCCGAUGGAAUGUUUCUUUCUGAUGAACCAGGUUUUUAUAAAGCAGAUGAUUUUGGUAUUCGUAUAGAAAAUGAUAUGGAAGUUGUACUCACAAACACUAGUGCAUAUGAUGGCAGACAAUUUCUACGUUUCAAUACGAUUACAAUUGUGCCUUAUGAACGCUCAUUAAUCGAUGUUACCUUAUUGACAAAAGGACAAUAUGAUCUUAUCAAUCAGUAUCAUGAAAAAGUAGCAAACAUUUUAGAACCUUUACUUGCAGGUGACGAGUCAGCUUUACAAGCAUUACGUUCUCGUACAGCUAGAUUGGAGCCGCAACCAACAACGCCGACGACAACUUCAACCACAACUUCGGGACAAUCAAAUAAUGCAUCAAAUACUAAUAACUCAUUCUUAAUAACCUUUUUUCUUACUUAUAUUGCUUUGUUUUAA